AUGGGGUUUGAAAUUAUCACCAGCAGCCCUAAACUGCCUCAGUCAAAUGGUCUUGCUGAGUCUGCAGUGAGCACAGCUAAAAAAAUCCUGUCAAAAUGUAAAGAUGUUGAAAUUGGUCUACUUUCCUACCGAACAGCUCCUUUGGAAAAUGUAUAUUCCCCAGCGGAAUUACUCAUGGGAAGGAAGAUCAGGAGCACCGUCCCUAUCUUAACAGAAAACCUACGUCCCUCUUUGCCAGACCAUGCAAAGAUCCAAGCUAAGGAAAAACUCAUCAGGGAGGGGAUGAAGGCCAGAUAUGACAAGCGCCACGGGGCAAGGGACCUUUCCGAUCUUCAUCCCGGCUGUACAGUUUGGGCCCUUUCACACGAGGCCACUGGUGGCGGACACCGGUGUCCGCCACCAGUUACCGGCCGGGAAACUGCAGUGGAUGGUACAGGCAACUUACAAGCCACUCUACUACAGCCACUGUACUGGUAG
Messenger RNA from Macrosteles quadrilineatus (aster leafhopper), 477 nucleotides. RefSeq lists its product as uncharacterized. The record is from RefSeq and is a predicted model, not a curated record. NCBI's taxonomy places the organism in Eukaryota, Metazoa, Arthropoda, Insecta, Hemiptera, Cicadellidae. Gene Ontology annotation, molecular function: nucleic acid binding. The transcript has a single exon. The coding region runs from base 1 to 477 and encodes 158 amino acids.